AUGUUCCGAGCCGUGGCUCCCGGACAGCUCCGGCGGGCGACCUCAUUGCUACGAUUUCAGAGUACCCUGGUGAUAGCUGAGCAUGCAAAUGAUACCCUUGCACCCAUUACAUUAAAUACCAUCACUGCAGCCAAAUGUCUUGGAGGUGAAGUGUCCUGUUUAGUAGCUGGAACCAAAUGUGACAAGGUGGCACAAGAUCUCUGUAAAGUAGCAGGUGUAGCAAAAGUUCUGGUGGCUCAGCAUGAUGCGUACAAAGGCCUCCUUCCAGAGGAACUGACACCAUUGAUUUUGGCAACUCAGAAGCAGUUUAAUCACACACACAUCUGUGCUGGAGCGUCUGCCUUUGGAAAGAACCUUUUGCCCAGAAUAGCAGCCAAACUUGAUGUUGCCCCUAUUUCUGACAUCAUUGCAAUCAAAUCACCUGACACAUUUGUGAGAACCAUUUAUGCAGGAAAUGCUAUAUGUACAGUGAAGUGUGAUGAGAAAGUGAAGGUGUUUUCCGUCCGAGGAACAUCUUUUGAAGCUGCAGCAACAAGUGGAGGCAGUGCCAGUUCAGAAAAGGCAUCAAGCAUUUCCCCAGUGGGAAUAUCAGAAUGGCUUGACCAGAAAUUAACAAAAAGCGAUCGACCAGAGCUCACAGGUGCCAAAGUGGUGGUGUCUGGUGGUCGGGGUUUGAAGAGUGGAGAGAACUUUAAGUUGCUGUAUGAUCUGGCAGAUCAACUACAUGCUGCGGUUGGUGCUUCUCGUGCUGCUGUUGAUGCUGGUUUUGUUCCCAAUGACUUGCAAGUUGGACAGACAGGAAAAAUAGUGGCACCAGAACUUUAUAUUGCUGUAGGAAUAUCUGGAGCCAUCCAACAUUUAGCUGGGAUGAAAGACAGUAAGACAAUUGUGGCUAUUAACAAAGACCCAGAAGCUCCAAUUUUUCAAGUGGCAGAUUAUGGAAUAGUUGCAGAUCUAUUUAAGGUUGUUCCUGAAAUGACUGAGCUAUUGAAGAAGAAAUGA
Molecule: messenger RNA, 1002 nt
Organism: Rangifer tarandus platyrhynchus (Svalbard reindeer)
Lineage: Eukaryota; Metazoa; Chordata; Mammalia; Artiodactyla; Cervidae
Source: the annotation of a GenBank genome assembly